Messenger RNA from Tetrahymena thermophila SB210, 678 nucleotides. RefSeq names its product transmembrane protein, putative. The record is from RefSeq and is a predicted model, not a curated record. Lineage: Eukaryota; Ciliophora; Oligohymenophorea; Hymenostomatida; Tetrahymenidae. The transcript is spliced from 2 exons.
AUGAAUUUAAAACAAUAUAACUUACUCUUUUAUAUAUUCUGCUUAUGUUUUUUUUUUUUAUUAAUUUAACUCAUUUUUUUAUUUUCAUUUUGUUUUUAAUAUUAAGUAAUCCAUUUCUUUUUAUUUAAUAUUUUUUCUUCAUUUUUUGAUUCUAACAAACUAACAACAUAUUUUUCUCUUUAAUAUAUAAAAAGAUGCAAUUAAAUAGAUGAUAAAGGUGUAAUAGGCUUAUGUUUUGGUUUGGGAAAGUGCAUUAAUCUCUCAAAUUUGAAACUUAAACUUGAGUAAAAAAAAACAUUUAAUUAUUUUGUUUUGGAUUGUUAUUCUUUUUAAUAAAAAAAAUAAAUUUAAAACAAAAUAACUUAUUCUUUUAAUUUAUUUAUUAGAUUUUUAUUUUAUUAAUUUUUCUUUUUUUUCUGCUUGCUUGUUUUAUCUUUCAUUUUUAACUUAACUCUUUUUUUCAUUUUUAACUUUUUCUUUUAUUGUUAAUUAAUUUUCUUAUUAUUUAAUAUUUUUUAUUCUAGCUAAAUUAUCAGCUAUAUAUUAUUUCUUCAAAACUUAAAAAGUUAAAAUUAAAUUGGUGAUGAAGGUACACUAGGUUUAGGUUCUAGCUUAACAAACUGCAGUAAUCUCUCAAAUUUGGCAAUUGAUCUUGCGUAAAAAUAUUAUUUGUUUUGA